GCACCCUCCGGCGGGGUGCGGGCCGGCGGGGCGCUGCGGCCUCUGCGGCCCGGUUCCCUCCUCCCGCUCCUCGCGUGCUCCUCGCUGGCCCCGCGCCCGCCGGUGACGCGCCCGCGCUCCUUGCCGGAGAGGAGCGCGGCCGCGGGGGCGCGCCCCGGUGGCUCCGCCCCCCCCAGCUCCCUCCCCUGAGUCCCGGGUGCCCAGCUCGCGCGGCUCGGUGCAAGGAGAGCGGGGACCCCGCGCCAGCCCGCCCCUGCGUCCCCGCCCCGGCGUGCGAGGCGCCGCGCCCUCCUGCUCCCCUGCUCGGUGCAUGGAGGGGCCCGUUCGGAUCGCAGCCGCCGCCGCCGUAGCAGCCGCCAGAGCGCGGGGGAUGACCUGGGGGUGGCUUUCGGAGCCGGCUGCCGCGCAGGAGGUCCGGGGACUGAGGCUGCCCCGCCGAGAGUGAGCCAACGCCCGGAAGUCUGUCCUGCCUGAUUCUGUAAUCUGGCGCUAUGCAUCCAGAUCCUUGGCAUUUACAGACACUGCUGUACCUCGUUACUCUCACGGUUCUGUGCCCUUCUGUGAAUUCAGGGUUGGCACCUUAUUUUAUUUCUGAGCCACUGUCCGCUGUCCAGAAACUUGGUGGACCCGUAGUACUACAUUGUUCUGCUAAACCUGUGACUGCUCAUAUCUCAUGGUUGCAUAAUGGAAAAAGACUGGAUAGAAACAUGGAACAGAUUAAGAUUCAUCAGGGGACUUUGACUAUCGUGUCUCUUAAUCCCUCCCUUUCGGGUUCCUACCAGUGCGUCGCCAACAAUAGCAUCGGUGCCGUUGUCAGCAGCCCUGCGACAGUGUCCACUGCUGUUCUCGGUGACUUCAGUUCAGCAACAAAGCAUGUUAUUACAGCAGAAGAAAAGAGUACUGGUUUCAUUGGCUGCAAGGUACCAGAUAGUAACCCCAAGGCCGAGGUGCGCUAUAAAAUCCGGGGAAAGUGGCUGAAACAUUCCACAGAGAAUUACUUAAUCCUUCCAUCGGGAAAUCUUCAGAUUUUGAAUGUAUCUUUAGAAGACAAGGGAUCAUAUAAAUGUGCAGCUUUUAAUCCUGUCACAAAUGAAUUAAAAGUUGAACCCAUUGGCCGAAAGCUUCUUGUGAGUCGCCCUUCUUCAGAGGAUUUUCACAUUCUGCACCCCACCCUGUCACAGGCAUUAGCUGUCCUUUCUCAUAGCCCUGUCACGCUGGAGUGUGUGGUGCGUGGGGUCCCAGCUUCUCAAGUGCACUGGCUAAAGGAUGGUCAGGAUGCUAUGCCGGGAAGCAAUUGGAGAAGGUUGUAUUCUCAUCUUGCCACAGACAGCAUUGACCCAGCGGACUCUGGAAACUAUUCUUGUAUAGUGGGAAACAAGUCUGGAGACAUACAACGUGUGACUUACAUGGUUAAUGUACUAGAAAAUGCGUCAAUUUCAAAAGGAUUACAGGAUCAGACCGUCUCUCUGGGCGCCACAGUACAAUUCACUUGUGAGGUUCACGGGAACCCAACUCCCAACCGCACUUGGUUCCAUAACGCGCAGCCUGUUCGUCCUUCCCCACGACAUCUCACUGCGGGAAAUGGACUGAGAAUCAGCGGUGUGACCCUGGAAGAUUCGGGGCUGUAUCAGUGUGUAGCAGAUAAUGGGAUUGGAUUCAUACAGUCUACUGGGAGACUUGAGAUUGAAAAAGGCGGUGGACUCAAGCCAGUUAUAAUUACAUCACCAGCCAGUGCGCAGGUGGUAGAUGGAGACUUUGUGACUUUGUCCUGCAACGCCACUGGAAUGCCAGUCCCGGUCAUGCGUUGGUACGACAGGCAUGGGUUGAUAACCAGCCAUCCGUCUCAAGUGCUUAGAUCCAAAUCCCGGAAAUCACAUGUACGACCUGGGGGCUUUGACUUGGAGCCGGUCUACUUCAUCAUGUCCCGGGCUGGCGCAAGCUCCCUGUACAUUCAGGCUGUCACCCAGGAGCACGCCGGGAAAUACACCUGCGAAGCUACCAACGAACAUGGCAGUACACGGUCAGAGGCAGUCCUCUCAGUGGUUCCUUUUGAAACAAAUACAAAAGCGGGACCAGUCACAGCUUCCAGUCCCGCUUGGAAUGAUAAAAGAGAUGGUUCAGAAGCUGGAUCGUUGAACUCCUUUCCAGUGAAGGAGCACCCCAGGGCAGUGGAUUCAGCACCAGAGAAAAAUGCUAGUGGAGCCGCCGUCCCGGAUGCCCCCAUCAUUCUGAGCCCUCCGCAGACCUACACAGCUGAUACAUACCACCUGGUCUGGAGGGCCGGGAAGGAUGGCGGGCUGCCCAUCAAUGCCUAUUUUGUGAAGUAUCGAAAGCUCGAUGAUGGUGUUGGCCUGGUGGGAAGCUGGCACACGGUUCGAGUCCCAGGAAGUGAAAAUGAGCUCCAUCUAACAGAACUGGAGCCCUCUAGUCUCUAUGAAGUUUUGAUGGUCGCAAGAAGCGCAGCGGGUGAAGGCCAGCCCUCCAUGCUCACCUUCCGCACAAGCAAAGAGAAAACAACCUCAUCGAAAAACACACAGGCGUCCUCACCCCCCAUGGGCGUCCCUCGGCGCCCCGUUGUUUCAGAGGCUGCAGACAACUUUGGAGUGGUCCUUACAGAUUCCUCUAGGCAUAGUGGAGUUCCAGAGGCACCUGACCGGCCUACCAUCUCCACGGCAUCAGAGACCUCUGUCUACGUCACUUGGAUUCCUCGGGCCAACGGGGGUUCUCCAAUCACUGCCUUCAAGGUCGAAUACAAACGGAUGAGGACCAGUGAUUGGCUGGUGGCCGCUGAAGAUAUCCCUCCUUCCAAACUUUCUGUGGAAGUUCGUAGCUUAGAGCCAGGUUCAACAUACAAGUUUAGGGUCAUUGCCAUCAACCAUUAUGGUGAGAGUUUCCGGAGUUCAGCGUCUCGUCCUUAUCAGGUGGCUGGGUUCCCCAAUCGUUUUUCCAACCGUCCGAUCACGGGACCUCACAUCGCGUAUACUGAAGCUGUCAGCGAUACUCAGAUCAUGCUGAAGUGGACGUAUAUUCCAUCAAGUAACAAUAAUACUCCCAUUCAAGGAUUUUAUAUCUACUACCGGCCUACAGAUAGUGAUAAUGACAGUGAUUACAAGAGGGAUGUGGUAGAAGGUUCAAAGCAGUGGCACAUGAUUGGCCAUCUGCAACCAGAAACUUCCUACGAUAUUAAAAUGCAGUGCUUCAACGAAGGGGGAGAAAGCGAGUUUAGUAACGUGAUGAUCUGCGAAACUAAAGUGAAACGCCUCCCUGGAGCUUCUGAGUAUCCCGUCAAAGACUUGAGUACCCCUCCCAGUGCUUCGGGAAGUGGACGAAACGCCGGGCCAGCAAGCAGCCCCAGCAGAAGCAGCGACAUGUUGUAUCUGAUCGUUGGCUGCGUGCUCGGUGUCAUGGUCCUCAUCCUCAUGGUCUUCAUUGCCAUGUGCCUGUGGAAGAACCGCCAGCAAAACACCAUACAGAAGUAUGACCCUCCAGGAUAUCUCUACCAGGGGUCAGAUAUUAAUGGGCAGAUGGUGGAAUAUACUACUCUGCCUGGCACAAAUCGGAUAAAUGGGAAUGUUCAUGGAAGCUUCAUAAGCAAUGGCGGUCUCAGCAAUGGCUGCUCCCAUCUUCACCAUAAGAUCCCCAACGGAGUCGGUGGAGUCAUGAAUGGGAGCUUAAACGGAGGGCUUUACUCGGGGCACACAAGCUCACUACCCAGGACACAUGUGGAUUUUGAACAUCCUCGUCACCUAGUAAAUGGUGGUGGACUGUACACAGCAGUACCCCGGACCGACCCGCUGGAGUGCGUUAACUGUCGAAACUGUCGGAACAACAACAGGUGUUUCACGAAAACUAACAGCACUUUCAGCAGCAGCCCCCUUCCUGUGGUCCCAGUGGUAACAUCUUAUCCUCAGGAUGGUUUGGAAAUGAAGCCCCUCGGUCACAUGAAGAUGCCUGCAUGUCUGGCUUCCACAGUCCCCGACUGUGGCCAGUCACCUGAAGAGGACUUCAAAGAUGACAUGGCGCCAAGACCUGCCCAGCAUACUUGCUGUCAGGACAGUAGGAGUGAGAUCAACUCUGAGUGCACAGAAGAUACAGCAGAGUUCAACAGAGGAGACAGCUGCGUCCAUUCAGAAACAGAGAACAAAAUUUUAAGUUGGAAUCCUCUUAUUUUGCCUGAUGUGUCCAAGGACUGUACUGAAAAGACCACCUGGUCUCCUUCUGGCAUUUCUUUAGACAGCCCUGCAGGGGUCCUUCAGCAACCCCAAGAAACCUGAGGGAGUUAUGCAUCCCCCCUAACCUUGAGUCGUUCUGAACUUGUAUGAACCCAGUCACCAACAACAGUCCUGCCUGAUGUCGCUUCCCCAGGAAGUCAGAGGACAUAGCAGCAUCUCGUGAACCCUCACAACAGAUCUCCAACACAGUCCCCCACCACAGAGCUGGCGCUUCAACCCGAUUUACCCGGAGCUGUAAUCCGAGCUCCUUUCAGUUUUCCAGACUGCUUUCCAAAUACAUGCGGUUCCCUCUUGCCAUGGAACCAGCCCGGGUCUGCGUGCUCUCUCCCGCCCUCCCCUGCUGCAUGCUUCCUCCGACUCGACCCCAGAGCCCAGAAGCUGCCCUCUGUCCAUGCGGGCAGAGCAUGCCUGUCACUUGGUCUUCCCAGAGCCCCCAUAUCUCCCGGUGACAGCCCUCACCACCACCACCCCCCGCCUGGGAAUGGGAUCUUCCCUGGGCUCAGUGAGCAUGUCAUUGGUCAGGCCUCCUCUGUUCCUUCUGGUCUUCGAAUUCUCUGUGGUUCUUUGUUUUAGCGUCAAACUCUGCCCGUGCUCCUGGUGUGUCAUUUCACUGUGUCCUUUCCCCCCCAUUAUGUACCGAUCGUCUGCUCAUAGGUGCUGUACAGGUUGUGAGUGAACUUGCAAUGUUUUUAACACCUGUGAUGUGGCCUUUUAGGAAAGCAUCUUUUUCUGGGUUUUGUUUUUGUGGAGUGAGUCUGUGAAGGCCAGUACCCAGAGAGCUCAUUCCGGAGAGAGUACUGCCAAGAACUUGACUUCAUGGCUGGAUUUCACGUGUUGCUCUGUUUUGUUUUGUUUUUUUUAAAAGUAAUGGCUUUGAGAUGCAUGUUUUUGUAUCCUAUUGAAAAGUAUGUUUUAUUUCCCUGAAAGUUGUAAUGUUAUGUUUGGAACUGUACAUAUUCUAAAUGAUGUAGCGUUGACAGGUUUUGUCUGGUUGAUAUGAUUUUCUAUUAAAAGAGAACGCUGCUUUCCUGGAGAGUAGCGUCUGAAGAUGGGGAACAUCAGAUACUCCCUGUUCGUAUGAAGCUGCUUCUAGCUUGUGGUCGGGGUGGGUGUACGUCUUCCUCAGACCUCCAUCCCCGCCCGUCCUCUUCUGAAAAUCCCCAUUGCAUGUCCCAGAGCCACGUGAGUUAAUCCCUUCUGUUCUGACCACAGAGAUCCGGCCCUGAAGGAGCAGGAUCUAGGACAGCCAGUGUUUCAUGGGGAGCCUGGGGGUAUACCUGAGCCCCGGGGGGCUGUGUCCGAGCAGGCAGACGCCCCACCCUCGGGGGAGCUCUGUGUCUCUGGAAGGAAGCCAGGAGGGACGGAGAGGAGCCUGAGGGGCAUGGAGAGGAGUGAGCCCUCCUCGCUGUUGUCUGUGCUGACCAUUGGACCAUCUGUGUGAACCCCUGGGCAGACAUUGCGCCUCCUCAAGAAAAGCAGCCCUAAAAAAAAAAUGUCUGGGCUCCUUCGACCAGAAAGCCAACAGGGUCUUUGGCAUGGGGUGGGGCCUUGUUCUGUUUUAUUCCCCGUGUUGAAAUAAGCCUCCCUUAAACCUUAGCUCCAGUCCUGAGAGCCUGGAGAGAACUUGAAAUCCCUUUUCUAAUAAAGUUGAAAUCUGUGAGAACCUAA
Messenger RNA from Mustela erminea (ermine), 5900 nucleotides. It is a transcript of the gene CDON, whose product is annotated as cell adhesion associated, oncogene regulated. The record is from RefSeq and is a predicted model, not a curated record. The transcript is spliced from 21 exons. NCBI's taxonomy places the organism in Eukaryota, Metazoa, Chordata, Mammalia, Carnivora, Mustelidae. Bases 492 to 4274 code for a protein of 1260 amino acids. Gene Ontology annotation, cellular component: axon; plasma membrane. Gene Ontology annotation, biological process: axon guidance; nervous system development; cell-cell adhesion. Gene Ontology annotation, molecular function: protein binding.